Entelurus aequoreus (snake pipefish) is the source of this 8738-nucleotide messenger RNA. RefSeq lists its product as uncharacterized. Gene Ontology annotation, biological process: regulation of autophagy. The transcript is spliced from 10 exons. The coding region runs from base 92 to 3706 and encodes 1204 amino acids. The record is from RefSeq and is a predicted model, not a curated record. Lineage: Eukaryota; Metazoa; Chordata; Actinopteri; Syngnathiformes; Syngnathidae.
UUUAAUGUACAUUUUAAUAGACAUCAUGGUCACCCUGAACUGAAAAAUUGUUUUUUUCUUUGUUAAAAACAGAAAACACAUAGUAGCCACGAUGAGCAGAGAAGGAGACAAGUGCGUAAAGAGCGCGCCUCGGAACCAGAAGCCAUCCAAGACCUCUCACACCCAGCAGGGAACCAUCCCGAGGAGGAAAAAAGACAACCACAGUUGCAGCCAGCCAAAAGGGAAAGAGGUUAAAAGUGUUGCAAAACGUCCGGUAUGUGUGUCAACAAGUGCGGUGACGGAGUGCCAGAGGAGUCCUGCGGCUCCAAGAAAGCUUUCGGACGCCAGUAAUGCUUCAGAGGACCUGAGCAAAGACUCGGGAUGCUUGUCGGGGAAACUCUCCUCCGACAGCAGCUCGGAAAACUCCGAUUGUACUUCAGAGGGCAACAAGCGCGACUCUACCACCGGCGACAACCAAUUCAAGUGGACGGACAGAAGAGCUUAUCAGAGUCCGAACACUGACGGCAUAGACGCUGAAGCAGCAGGGACCACCUGCUGCCCACCUAUGGGCGCUCCUGCAGGGGCAAUGACCUUGUACAACUCUUCUGGGGCAUUUAUGCACCUCAUGAUGGCAGAAACGACGGAUGACUUGGUUAGAGAAGUGGACGAAUUGAGGUCCGAAAACGAGUAUUUGAGAGAUGAGGUGGAGGAGUUGCGCUGUGAGAUGCUGGAAAUGCGUGACAUGUUCCAGGAGGAGGAGGUAUGCCAGCUUCAGGACCUGCGGCAUCAGCUGGACGAAGCCAACAAGACCAGCCGGAUCUUACAGUACCGCCUCCGCAAGGCUGAGCGACGCAGCAUCCGGGUGGCCCAGACCGGGCAGGUGGACGGAGAACUGGUCAGGAACUUGGAGCAUGAUAUCAAGGUUGCCAAGAGUGUGUCGAUGCGGCUCUAUACUGAGCUGGAGGGCGUGCAGAAGAAGAACAGUCACUUGGAUUGGGAGAAUGAAAUGCUACGAGAGAAGACACAGGAGCUGGAUGUGGCCAAGCACGUCUUGCAGGCUGAGUUGGAAAAAGCCAGAGAGAGCUGUUUGAAGAAGAGAAGCAUCAGACCAGCACCUAAUAAAGCCGAGAGGAGGAUCUCUCAACAGCUGGAGGAUGACAAUGACCUCAAGUGCCAACUCCACUUUGCCAAAGAAGAAUUGGCUGUCAUGUGCAAGAAGCUCACCAAGUUGGUAUCAGAGAGUGAGGCCAUGCACGAGCAGCUGGCCAGGUACCAUUCAGUGUACGGUGACAUAGAGGGCGCCCAGUCAUCUGAAGGCAAACAAAGGUCCGCCCAUGCCAGGGAAGCGGAGGUCAAAGUUCACUUGAAACUGGUGGAAGAGGAGGCGAUGCUUCUGAGUCGCCGCAUCGUAGAGCUGGAGGUGGAGAAUCGUGGGCUGCGAGCAGAAAUGAACGACCUGAGAGAGAAAGAAGGAGAAGUGGAUGAGGAGGGGAAUAGGAAUGUUUUGGAGGAACAUCUGUCACCUUCUACUCUGAGGAAGAACAGAAAGCAAAGAUGUCAGAGGAUGAGAAGUGUAGUGCAUGAGAAGGAGCAGGACGAAAAGGCAAGUUUAGUGGAGACAUCUUCACUCUGUAGUCAUGAAUCACAGCCUGAAGGACAGAUUCCUUCUUGUCACAUCACCAGAGAAGGUCCUGUAGGUGGCGAGUGGGAUCCAUCAGAGAGCGUCAGCAACCAAACACCAGACAGCGACCUGAAAGGAAUUACUGCAAACAAUUUUACAGCUCUCGUUGCUCUGAGGGAUCAUGCCUGCGUUUUUAGUUCUGCAAUCCAGCUCAUGAUGACUCCAUCCAAAAAGGGCCAUUGUUCAUCUCCCUCUUGUGCGCUUACCUCACCAACAGACGGCAGUUCAAAUGGUUUACCGCCAUCACAGACGUUAUUCUUCCCAGGGCCUUUGAACGAGGCACUGAAACUACUACAGGCCAUGCUGCAAGCUUUUAUCACAAGGAUGGAGGUGCUUGUAACUGACAACAACUCGUCUCACAAGGAAGUUCAGGACUGCUAUGGAGACAUACGUAGAAAGCAGGAGUAUGUUCAAGAUCUCCACGCUGCGGAGCUGGAGAGGUCAGAACCAAGACUGAAAGGGUCACCAUCCAAAUCUGACCUGGUCCACAGCUGCAAAGAGCCCAAAAUGCAAUUGUCCAUGCAGAUUCUGUGGAUUCUUCAACAGUGGUGUCAAGAAGGAAAAGAGGCUCAAGUGAAAACCUUUACUGUGUUGCGGGGUUUGUUGGAAAGCCUCAGUGCUGAGCUCCAGGAGGAAAUGCUUGACAGCAAGGCCAGAGUGGUUCGCAAGGCAGCAGCCGAGUGUGCUGUCAAUGAUAAAAGACCCUCUGAUGCGGACAGACAGUGCAGUUCAAUAAGACAAAGACUUCAGCGUCAUCUUUUUCCACAUACCUGCAAGAGGAAGGACUGGUGUUAUCUGAGCCAGCAGGCUGCCCAACUAGACCGGGAGGACCCGGUUAAGACUUGGGACCAUCUAAUCAUGCCGCUUAGCUUCCCAGAUCUUAACUUUGAGCAGAUGUCUACGGAGAGGAGUCAUACUGCUCCAGAGAAGUCAACCCUCCGCAUUUACUACAGCCCCCCGUCAAAGCGCAGAGUCCAGCUGGCUCAGAUAAAACAAAGCUCAGAGAGUGACCGAGAGUCUGUGGACACGCAGUCUCCCUGGUGCACACCGCUGACCUCCUUUUCGUCACUCUGUGUUGGCUCCUUGGCAAACCUGAGCGACGACAUGAAAGAGAUGGCGGCGGGUCAGAGGCAGGAGGGUCACAGCAGCUCACUGGUGCAGAACAGAACAAGAUCAGUGGGACAAGGGGUGGAUGUGGCCUGUUCUGGUACGCAGACCCAAUUGACGCCACAGAUGGUGAGUGUUGGCCUGCAGACAGAAGGACCAGUACCCACCACAGUGAGAAACAGUGCCUCACGGGCGGUCAACUCCUCUUUGGUGUCGCCGCGCUCUCGUCAUAUCUCCACCUCACUGGACAGACUGACAAGCAGAACCGAGAGGCCCAAGCUGUCUACCUCGUCCCCUAAAUUGUGCCGAAGUCAGUCUGCAUUUGGGGCGUCCUCUACUUUGAGCUCCUCAUCUGCAUCUGCCUCGCGGGAUCGAAUGUCAAAUGGGUUUCAUCAGAGCCAGUCCAGGCUUGUGUUGGCCCGCCAAACUAGUCCCAGAGCUGCUGCUGGACAGAACCGCAGUCCUCCUCUCUGUGAGCCUCCGCGUCAGAGCCUCAAGCCCCCCAACAGGUCCGCAGGGGGUCUGGUCACAGAGUUCCUGCGUAGAGUGAGCUGCCGGGCAGAAAAAACGGUACCGGGGUCGGGCCAGAAGACGAAAAGCAGCCUGGAGCGUGUUCCCGUGAGGCCUUCUGCGGCCUCGCUGUCGAGGAGUGACAGCGUAACAAGAAUCGUCAAUCACAGGUUCAUGAAGCAGAAGGAAGAUGUCCUCGCUGCCCAGCAGAAAGAGAAAGAAAGCACUGAGAAUAACGGAGUCACACACAGCCUGAGCUCCCUCAUUGCAGACGAUGUAAGUUACGACUGCAGCUCCAGCAGCACACUGACCUUCUGCUUUGCUCGUCCGUUUCGUUCUACCCCGAGACAAACGUCCAACCGGAGCAAAUUCCUUCGACACAAAGACCAGAAAACGGCGAGUACGGCCGCUGAAUCCAACUGUGAGUGAGGUUUGUGGAGCCCAUAAGCUCAGUCAGCUACAAGCAGUGGUCCAUCUCUGGUUCUGUUCAUGUGACUCAGAAAGGCUGUAGCGAUCGGCCUUCACCUUGUGGCGAUGCUGAAAAACAGACUUGUGAACAGCCUGAGUCACAGUUAAAGCAGCCUUCCUUUGCUGAGGUGAUGCAACUGAUUCAAGAAGGAAAAGCAGUUCCCGGAGUGACAAAGAUACACAUACAGGCAAGCAACCAGACUGAAACUCCAUCACAAAUGGAAAGAAUACUUAAACCCUGGGAGGUGGCGUCGGUGUCCAAGUGAUUUCACUCACUGUGGCGUUUUGUUCAUGCAUUUUUUUUUUUUAACAAGAUGAAAUUGUGAACAAUGGGACGGUCUGAUUUAUACAUCUGAAUUUAAAAGGGUUUGAGAUGCUUCAAGAAAACAAUAUAUUUCCAAAUACUUUUUGACAGAAGACAGUUCAAAACAAAAAACCCAAAAUAAGUUGCAACAAUUUGUUUCUUUCUUUAGGUAGCAAAAAUAUUAUGAUCGGAUUAUCAUUUGUGUUGUACUCCAUGUAGCAUUUAAUCAUGGUUCUCAUAAGAUCAAAGCUGGAAAUUCCAGGACACACUCUUUGAUCUUACUCAAAAUGCAUCAUGUUUCAGAUCAAGCAACACAAUUUUAGUUACCGUAAUAAUAGAAGGAUGAAGAAAGAGAAAAUCUUUAAAAAAAAGUUACAUGGAACACAUUUCUUCAGUAAACUAAUACUGGUUUAAUUCAUUGUCAUUUGUAGUUGUCAUUGAGAAAAAACACAAGGCAUCUCAUUAGUAUUACACAGAGUCUAAGAAUGCAUGGUCAUCUUAAAAAUACACAAUUGUUUAAAAGCUAUCAUCCUCUUAACAAUAAAAAAGAAGUGUACAGCUAUUUAGCACCAUUAAAACAGCACCGGAGGGAAUAAACAGGCCACAUGGCGACCUAGUAGUUAGCAUGUAGGCCACGCAGUCAGGGGAUCUGAGUUCAACUUUGUGGGCAACUUUGUGUGGAGUUUGAAUGUUCUCCCUGUACAUGUGUGAAUGUGUGAAUUUUCUCCAGGUACCGGUACUCCCAACUUCCUCCCACAUUCCAAAAAUAUGCAUGCUAAGGUUAAUUAGACACUCUAAAAUUGUCAAUAAACGUGAAUAUUAAUGAAUGGUUGUUUGUCUAAAUGUGCCUUGCGAUUGGCAGGCGAUCAGCCCUAAGAUGUACAUGCCGGAAGUCACCUGGGAUAGGCUAAUAUAGACACAGGAAGUCAUUCAGUAUUAAUCAAGGCAGCAAUGUUUUGUAAACUUCCUGUCACAUUAAAACCCAGUAAGAUAUAUACAUACAUUACAUCUAAUUAAUAUUAAAAUGAUUGACUCUAAAGAUGUUUUAAAAAUCACAAAGAUCAAGAUUCAGAGAAUCAUAAUACAUGCAGAGGAUUUGUCCUAAAUCCAGCACAAGCAGACUGCAUUUUCAAGUCAACCAUGGCAGGUAACGACUGUUCUUUUAUGUGGGAAAAAUAAUUAAUAUUUAAAAGAAAUUGAACCCAUUAAAAAGGGUAACCACAUUUUAAAAAGUACAAAAUACAUUUGAGGUAGAGUUUUAGGGCCUGUUUCACGAAGCAAAUGACAUCUUGGGUUGUGUGUUUGAGCAAAAUUAAAUUACCGUUGCAGUUAUUUAUUUUUUAUAAUCACGUAAGCUAUCGCUUAGUUUGUUCGAUUGAGUAAUUGGAUAAAACAAAUAUAUAGCCUCAAUAUGUAUUUUAGGAAAUAUAGUUGAAAUAAACAGCACAUUUUCUGCUUGUUUCCCAAAAAUCUAAUAAAAAAUCAUUUAUGAUCUUUAAUGUUAUUUUUUAUAUUCUGUUCCUGUUACAAGAAACUUACUAUAACAUUCUGGACUGUUUAUGUAUUUAAAAAAGGGGUCAACCUACACAAUCUGUAGGUAAUCUCAUACUUAUUUUCUUUACUGAUGUAGAAAUCCUAUUUGUUAGUUUGCUUGUAUGGGGUGGCAUAUUUAUGAAAUCCUUUAUUGGAUCUGUACCCAGCUUGAGAACAGGUUGGCCCGAUGAAGCUGUGCUGUGAAGAAACAGCGAGAUCAGGGUCCAUAUAUCAGUAUAAAAAUAAUUACAACUGCCAUUGACCUAGAGGUUGCACUCCUAAUUCACUGAGGUAAUAAAUGAAGUGCACAGUGGUGUAAACAUUUAGGAGGCAGCUACUAUCGUUCCUCACUGUCGAUUUAGAAAGCACCGGCUUGCUUGUUGAUACAGGCCACUAUACACUAUAGAUUACCUCGUUAUUGAAAUAAAAAAAGAAACUUCCUUCUCAGUGUUUUCAAAAGCAGUAAAAAAUGUGUUUGUUCUUAUGCAAAAAAAAAAAACUAUCAAAAAGUUCAGGGAGAAUGUGCCUGCAGGUUUACCGACUUCAUUGCUACUGUUCACAUUCAAAAUAAUCCUUAAGUGGUGCGAGGAAGUGUCGGACGACGGGGACGCUCCAUGAUUUACCAAGGAGCUUCCGGCGGUGAAAGCGGCCCAUGUUGUUCACAUCCGUGUAAUGUUUGGGGAAGCCAAAGACCCUAAGAGACAGCAGUGGAGCAAAGUGUUACAUGCGUUGAUUUGACUGUUCAAUCAAAAACAUUGCAUUUGCUUAGGAGGCAAAUUUGCAAGCCUGAAAGGGCCUGCCUUGUUUACACUAUUUCCAUCUCCCAAUAAGAUGUUAGAGGAUAACUUGUUUCCUAGGAUGUUUUCUUUGUUACAAAUCUAUUUUGUUAGCAAUCAGCUUAAACAACGGUCAUCAGUGUGAAAACUACUUAUCAUUGUAUAGACCGUAAUUGACUUCAUAUGAAUAUAUCCGCUAUCACUGUUUUUAAAAAGUAUGUUGAACCCAUAGAUGAUUAUUGCUUACUGUUCAAUUUCGGUACACCACAAGUAGUCCUCCUCGCCAUUCAUGACGACAGGAAGCCCGACAUUCUUCUGCUUGUGGGAGUGUGAACUUGUUGUGAUGGUUCUGAUUUUUUCCAACUGCACAAAGAGACAAAAAUGAAAUAGCAAAUGAACCCUUCCAUCAGCUUUCCUUUCCUUUCCACGGUGUUACAAAUAGGACAAGCUGUUCUUUACCUUUGCCGUGCGUCCAGGCUCCAAACAAUCCUGAAGAGAAGGUUUGUGAUCCAGAGAAAGAGCAAGGGGUCUGAAGAGAAAAAGGAAAUGGUAUAUGCAAUAGAGUUAAUGUUUCUGCCCACUAUCCAAUAUAGGUAGUAGUUUAGACUUUUCUAGCUUGUAACUAGGGCGAGACGAUUAUGCCAAAAAUAAUAAUCCCAAAUAAUUUUGAUUGUUAGUUUUUUAUUUAUUUUUGUAAAAAUUUUUGUCAUAAAAAAUACAAUCAUGUGUGCUUACGGACUGUAUCCCUGCUGACUGUAUUGAUCUAUAUUGAUAUAUAAUGUAGGAACCAGAAAUAUUAAUAACAGAAAGAAACAACCCUUUUGUGUGAAGGAGUGUAAAUGGGGGAGGGAGGUUUUUUGGGUUGGUGCACUAAUUGUAAGUGUAUCUUGUGUUUUUUAUGUUGAUUUAAUUAAAAAAAAAAAAAAAAUUAUUUUUUAAAUUUCUUGUGUGGCCCGGUACCAAUCGAUUCACGGACCGGUACCGGGCCGCGGCCCGGUGGUUGGGGACCACUGCUUUAGACCAACGCUUGAAACCUGGAAGUGCCUCUCGGUCACGUGAUUGCAACCGAGCUAUUCAUUAGUUUGAAAACAUGAGUUUUCUUUGCACCACUAAAACUUAACUUUAAAAAAAAUAUAAAAGAACAACAGAUAUAAAUUAGUAACGAAUAAACAACAUGUAAAAAUAAUAAUAUUAACAGCAAUAAAUCAAAAUAUAGCAAUAUAAAAAAUCAAUAACAUUCACUUUUUCUAUUUUAAUUCUUUUUUUUUACCUUUCACACUUACUUAUUUCACCGCCAUAAAGAGUGUGCUUUCAGUGUCAAAUGUAAUUUAAAGGGGCUGCAAAGAUGGGAAUAGGUUGCUUGGCAACACUGGCCCGAGUGUAUAAAUGUGAGUGGGAAUGUUAUCUGUCUAUCCUUGCGAUGAGGUGGCGACUUGUCCAAGGUGUACCCCGCCUUCAGCUCGCAUGCAGCUGGGAUAGGCUCCAGCCCCCUGCCACCCAGAGAGGGACAAGCGGUAGAAAUUGGUUGGAUGGAUGUUUGCAAAAUUUACACAGAUGCCUUCUCACAGCUUCUCCUACGUAAUGAUGUAAUUACGUAACACAAGAAUGUGCAUUAGUUUAAGGUAUUGUUAGCUAAUAAUAGCAAUUUGGAUAGCUAGCGGUAGCUGUCAUUGAAUGUAUAUUCUAUCAUAACAACAACAACAUGACUGCAAUUUGUUCGUUGCUACUCUUGAACUGCUAUUGUAUGUGUGCACACGCUCCCCGCGCAUACGUGUUGACGAGACCGGGUAAGUGACUGCCGUAAACAUUAGUCAUUUUAUUUGGGCAGGUAAACAUUUUUUAUUGCAUAAACUUUGUAAUUUUGAAAAAUAUACACAAUUGUGAAACAAUUGUGUUCUGGUAAACCACUAAUGGUAACAUAAAGAGGUUCCGCAGCCUCCGAAGCAGAACCUCCAGGUUCUGUAACAGCUUCUUCCCUCAGGCCGUAAGACUCUUGAACGCAUCAUAAUUAUCCCCUCAACUCCCCCCAAAAUGGAUUAACUCUCUGGAAUAAAAAAGACAAUAUAACAUACAUCCAUAAAUGUGGAUGCAUAUGAAAAAGUACAAUAUAUUUAUCUGUACAGUAACCUAUUUAUUUAUUUAACCCUUACCUUAUUGCUUUUUUAUCCUGCACUACCAUGAGCUAAUGUAACAAAAUUUUGUUCUUAUCUGUACUGAAAAGUUCAAAUUUGAAUGACAAUAAAAAGGAAGUCUGAGUCUAUAAGUCUUGCUACUGUGAAGAAGUUGCAAAUAGCAAUUUAAUAAAAUAUUUGUCAAUUAAAUGCAAAAAUCCUCACAUUUAUUGGUGCCAUACAUCUUUGGAUAAUUUUGACCAGUAUUU